Molecule: messenger RNA, 5103 nt
Organism: Nymphaea colorata (pocket water lily)
Lineage: Eukaryota; Viridiplantae; Streptophyta; Magnoliopsida; Nymphaeales; Nymphaeaceae
Product: F-box protein At3g54460
Exons: 8
Coding region: 215-4336 (1373 amino acids)
Molecular function (GO): protein binding; ATP binding; ATP-dependent chromatin remodeler activity
Source: RefSeq, a predicted model, not a curated record
AGCCGAAUCGCGAGUGGGAGGGAGAGUUGAUGGUCUUCCCCCUCUCGUGUCUUCAUCGUCUUCGCUUGUUUGUUCUCGAAAACCAGGCCUCUGUGCAAGCCCUAAUUUCCUCUAUGUUUUGAAAGGUUUCGAGGUGUUUUGAAAGAGUUCUCCUCGAAACCCUUUCUGACUUUGCGAGGUGCUGUUUUGGUUAGGGGGGCGAGAGCUCCAGGCAAUGGUCGACGAUCUGGACCAGUACAAGCUCUGCGGCUUCCUCUGUGCCGUUGCGUCUAUCGACCCCCAGGAGGUCCUCCCCCACCCAGGCGACGUGUCAUGUCUAGCCAAGCUCCUCCCAGAAGGCUCUCGCUGCUCCAUCUCUUCGGCCUCUCCCGCCUUUGUCGCCGAGUUCGGCCUCACUCUUACCCCCAUUGCCAAGGCUGAAUGUGGUCUUCGCGGCAGCAAUGAUGAAGCCGAAGGGAAUUCGGGGAACUGCCAGAAGGUUGCAGUUCAGGUUCCCGUGAGAAAGGGGAGGAGAAUUGGGCUUGUGAAGGGGAGUACGAGUGUCGUGCAUUGGCUUCACACGUUGGUCGCGCAGAAAUGCUUGAGGAUCGACGCGAGGGUCGUCCGAGUGGCGGUUUCUUCCGGCCGUGCUAGGGCCGUUGUGCUGGUGGACGUUUACUUGCCGAUUGCAUUGUGGUCCGGAUGGCAGUUUCCUAGAUCUGGUCCCCUGGCAGCCGCGCUCUUUUCCCAUUUGAGUUGCAACUGGGAAGAAAGAAAGUUGUGGCUAAAAUGUGAUGAAGGAAAUGGAAGAUACACUUGCAACGGUGAUGAUUGGAUGUGGUCCCCCCCGUAUUGCCAUGUUCUGGGUUGCAAAGUACACUACACCAUGUCAAACUCUAGGAAGAAGCUUUUUGAGCUUCAUGAGAUAUUUAAGAGCUUACCUGGUCUUGCAAAGGAAAGAUGUGUACAUUCCAGCAAAAUUAGUCCUGCUGAAACUACAUGUGGCUCGGGCAUUUGGGAUAUUUCUGAUGAUAUCUUGGUCAAGUUGCUGAGCGGACUUCAACCAAAAGAUCUGGUCAGGGUUGCAGCCUCCUGCCGCCAUUUAAGAUAUUUGGCUGUUUCUAUCAUGCCAUGUAUGAAGCUUAAGCUGUUUCCUCAUCAGCAGGCUGCAGUUGAGUGGAUGCUACAUCGUGAACAAAGUGCUGAGGUUCUUGCGCAUCCUCUUUAUGUGGGUUUCUCAACUGAGGAUGGUUUUCACUUCUACAUAAAUACAGUUUCUGGUGAAAUAUUAACAGGAGUUUCCCCCACUAUCACAGAUUUCUGUGGAGGAAUGUUUUGUGAUGAACCUGGCUUGGGAAAAACCAUAACUGCUCUUUCUCUUAUUCUCAAAACUCAAGGUACACUGGCAGACCCACCUGAAGGCGUAGAAGUUAAAUGGUGCAAGCAUACUUCUGAUCAGAGAUGUGGCUACUAUGAGCUUAAUGCUGAUGACUGCGCAAGUGGCAACUUCAUGUGGACUUGGAGACGAUUUAUGGGGCAGGCUAGACAGCGUGGGAAGUUGUACUCUGGUGGCUUCUCUCAAGAAUCUAAUACUGAAGGAAACAUGAAUCUAUCUUCAUCAUCUGAACGUUCAAAAACAACACAUUCUACUUAUGUGAUUGGAGAUGAUCUAUCUAUCCAUAAAACAGGGAGAUCACCAUGCUCUACUAGGCAUCCUUUGCAGGCAUUUGCUUGUCGGCAAACAAGAAACUUGGCCCGUGUAAAGAGAAACCUGCUUGAAUCAUAUGAAGGGAAUGUUGUGUUGACUACUAGAGCAAUGGCGAAGAAGAAUGUUACAGAUCAGUCAUCUAAGUUGGACUGUUUGGCAACUGUUUGCCUGGAAAAUCAAAUUGAUUCUGAUGCAACUUUGUUUAAUGACUCAAAAAAGCUGAAAGUUAAUGUGGAUCAUGUAGAAACUUGUGAGACUUGGGUUCAGUGUGAUGCUUGCAGUAAGUGGCGCAAGCUUUCAGGCGCAAGUGCACCAGAUCCAAAGCUGGAAUGGUUCUGCAAUAUGAAUGGGGAUCCGUUGCAUCAAAGUUGUUCAAGUCCUGAGGAGUGUUGUGACCAGAAAACGUCCAUUACUAAUUUACCUGGUUUCUACACCAAAGAGACUUCCUCUGGGAAGGAGCAGAAUGUACUGUUUUUUACAGGUGUGCUGAAGGAGCAUCUGGCUUUGAUGAACUCACUGACAAGGAAAGCACUGUGUUGGCUGUCUAAUUUGUCUCCUGAUAAAUUAUUAGCAAUGGAAGCAACUGGACUGAUUCUUCCUCCGAACCUUAACAUAGGGUUUGAUCCAAAGAGAGAGAACCAUGGUUUUAGUAAAAUUUUUCAAGCAUUUGGCCUUAGAAGGCAGAUUUUACGAGGAACAGUCAGAUGGUAUUACCCAAAUUCUCUUUAUAAUUUGGAAUUUGACACAAUGGCAUUACAGAUUGCUCUGACUAAGCCCUUGGAUGUAUUCCGAUUGUAUUUGUCUAGGGCCACCCUCAUUGUUGUCCCUGCAAAUUUAGUGGAUCACUGGAAAAACCAAAUCUCAAAGCAUGUUAGUUCUGGUCAGCUGCGGAUUUAUGUUUGGGCUGAUCAUAAGAAGCCUCAUGCUCACGACCUUGCUUGGGAUUAUGACAUUGUAAUAACAACUUUCAACCGUUUGAGUGCUGAAUGGAGUCAUCGUAACAGGAGCAUCUUGAUGCAAAUUCAUUGGCUGAGAGUAAUGUUGGAUGAGGGCCACACUCUUGGUUCAAGCCUCUGCAUGACAAAUAAAUUGCAAAUGGCUGUUUCAUUGGCAGCUUCAAAACGAUGGCUGUUGACUGGAACACCAAUGCCAAACACUCCCAACAGUCAGGUGGCCCAUCUUCAUCCCAUGCUGAAAUUCCUACAUGAGGAGGCCUAUGGAAAACACCAAAGCUCAUGGGAGGCUGGUAUUCUUAGACCCUUUGAGGCAGAAAUGGAGGAAGGUCGUUCUCGUCUUAUACAGCUGCUUCAGAGAUGCAUGAUCAGUGCUAGGAAAGUAGAUCUGCAAACUAUUCCUCCUUGUAUCAAGAGAGUGGUGUAUCUUCAUUUUACCGAAGAGCAUGCAAAGAGUUAUAAUGAGCUUGUAGUUACAGUCAGACGCAAUAUUCUCAUGGCUGAUUGGAAUGAUCCUUCUCACGUUGAGUCCCUCUUGAAUCCUAAACAGUGGAAAUUUCGUAGCAACACAAUCAGGAAUGUCAGGCUUUCAUGUUGUGUGGCUGGGCACAUCAAAGUAAGAGAGGCAGGUGAGGACAUUCAAGAAACAAUGGAUAUUUUAGUUCAACAUGGUCUUGAUCCUGCUUCAGAAGAAUACUUGUUUAUCAGAAAUGCUCUUUUAAAUGGUGGAAGUUGUUGCAGAUGCAAAGAAUGGUGCCGCUUGCCUGUCAUAACUCCUUGUAGGCAUUUAUUAUGCCUCGGUUGUGUUGCACUGGACAGUGAAAGAUGUACUUAUCCUGGGUGUGGUUAUGCCUAUGAAAUGCAGAGUCCUGAAACCUUAGCUCGGCCUGAAAAUCCCAAUCCAAAGUGGCCUGUCCCUAAAGACCUUAUUGAGUUGCAACCAUCAUACAAGCAGGACAACUGGGACCCGGAUUGGCAUGCAACAUCAAGUAGCAAGGUUGCAUAUCUUGUCGAGAGGUUAAAAUGUCUGCAAAACGCUAAUAGGAAAAUGGGUUAUUCUCUAGCUGAGGACAGUACUGAAUCUGGUGGGAAAAUGCAUCUGUCUGGCUCAAGGAAGCAAUUGGAGGAGAUUCUAUACCAUGAAGACAGGGCAGAUAUGCUGAAUGAAUCUUCUGGUAGCUUGCCAGAGAAAGUCAUUGUAUUUUCACAAUUUCUGGAGCAUAUACAUGUCAUUGAACAACAGUUGACAAUUGCUGGUAUCAGAUAUGCUGGGAUGUACAGCCCAAUGCAUUCAACUAACAAGAUGAAGUCAUUGAUGAUUUUUCGAUAUGAUCCGAACUGCAUGGUUUUGUUGAUGGAUGGGAGUGCAGCCCUGGGUUUAGAUUUGAGCUUUGUCACACAUGUUUUUCUAAUGGAACCAAUUUGGGACAGAAGUAUGGAGGAACAAGUCAUAAGUCGGGCUCACCGGAUGGGUGCUACUCGUCCUGUCCAUGUGGAAACUUUGGCCAUGCGUGGAACCAUUGAGGAGCAGAUGCUUGGGUUUUUACAGGAUACGGCCGAAUGCAAAAAGGCAUUGAAGCAGGAAUUGGAUGGCAGUAACCAUAGUGGUGCACAAGUUCGCAGAACAUUACAUGAUUUUGCAGAGAGAAAUUAUCUUGCUCAGCUCAAUUUUGUACGGAUUAAAGCUGAAACAUGAAGGUUUAUGUCUUCUCCAUUGCUGUAUGCGUACAAUUCCCAACACUUUCUGCUGAUUUAAACAUCACCUGCACUAUAGCCACCUGCAAGGGAUUCCUCUUCUCCUAUAGUUCUACUUAAAGCUUUUUCAGAGUUUGACAUGCUGAUGGUUUCUGAUCUCUCCCCUUUAUGAGAAAGCUUAGUGUUCAACCACGCCGUUCAAGAUUACUUGCAUCUGUUUUUGUGAUGAUUUAUCCAACUUUGAGCUUGUUGAAGGCAUACAAGUGGGAAAUAACGAUGCCAUUUUCUGUUCACCUUGUAAACCUGUAUCAGCUUUUAUUUUUGGUUGGCAGUACUUCAUUUGACGUCCAAAAUCCCAGCUUUUGGUCUGCCUGCAGAAACAGGUUUUAGGCGUUCCAAACUUGCAGUUGCAAUUUUCAUUCAGUGAUCAAUUAUUGUGGGUUGAGGAUCAAAGCUUAUCAGAAUCCCAUGGAGUCCGACGGGUGGAUCGUUGGCAUUGCAGCACUUGAAGACCACACCAGGAUAUUGAAUGAUCUGUAUAAUAUGCAAAGCAGGUGGCUUGUGACUGGCACCAAUACAUCUCUCAAAGAGGGAUGCAGGGCAGCCUUGUAAAAUCAAAUUUCCGCUUAAUGAAUACCAAAGAACAGUACAAUGCCCUCUCGUUAAGGGCCCUUGUAACCUACCAACUGUUGGGAGGUAUUUGAUUUUUCUCAACAUAAUUUAUGUUGGAUAUUUUCGAAGGGAAUAAAAAUGAAAAUUUACCAAGCA